AAAGAGGGCGGCCCGAGAGGCGGGACAGACCCGAGCGGGCGCGGUCGCGGUCGCUGCUGCUGCUGCUGCUGCUCCGUCUCCCUCACGCGCGGCCGGGCUGCUCCGGCCCGUCUCCCUGCCUUCGCGGAGAUGGCGGACGAGGAGCUGGAGGCGCUGCGCAAGCAGAGGCUGGCCGAGCUGCAGGCCAAGCACGGGGAUCCUUCCAGUGAUAUUGCACAACAAGAAUCAAAACAGAGGGAAGCUGAAAUGAGAAAUAAUAUUUUGGCUCAAGUUUUGGAUCAAGCAGCACGUGCCAGAUUGAGCAAUUUAGCACUUGUAAAGCCAGAAAAGGCAAAGGCAGUUGAGAAUUAUCUUAUACAGAUGGCAAGAUUUGGACAAUUAGGUGGAAAGGUAUCAGAACAAGGGUUGAUAGAAAUACUUGAAAAAGUGAGUCAGCAAACUGACAAAAAAACAACAGUAAAGUUCAAUAGAAGAAAAGUAUUGGAUUCUGACGAGGAAGAUUAAUUAAUGAAAUGUGAAGACAGUUGCCAACUGCAAAUCAUCUGGAAUAUGUCAAGGAAAGUAUGUUCUAUCGUAGAUGAAAGUUUACACAAUGUUCUGUACACGUUCUUAUAAAAAGGAAAACAGAUGAGCCUGCCUUCUGUAUAAUUAAGUGAAAUGGUUUUCUUAGAUGUGUUUUGUAUAAAGGGCUUGAGAAAUAGGGAUUCACUCACUAUUUCUUGGGCUUCAGCUUUCCUUUGACACCAUGUAGUUAAAUUAACUCUGCAGCUGGCAGACGUGUUGAUGUAUUUGCCCUGCCUCUCCUCCUAUAGGCGCUUCAUAUCCUAUAGGAAGUGAAAUUCUAUCUUGCCGACAGACAAGAGAUUUUAAGUCUGCAGGCUAAAUACAUAUUGGAAAGAGAAUUUCAUUUGUAUAUUUAAACUUGGGAGGAAUAUGCUGCACCCAUACAUUUCUUAACCAUGAAUAAAAGAUGAGCAGCAGCCAUGGCGUUUACUCUUUCCCCUAAGUAAAAAUUCCCACCUCACUUUUGAUUAUCUUAGCUCUGAUUAAUGCCAGACAGGAUUCCCUGAUAGCUAUGUUUUUGAAACUGGCUUCAAAGCCUGAUUAGCAUUACCAUGGUUUCAAAGGAGCAGAAAUACUGUGUAUACGUUACAUGCCACGUCAGGACCUUUCCUGAAGUUUUGCUAAAAUUGGUUUGGAACCAAGCGAGACAGGCUGGUUCACAAAAAUAUGGCUCUAUAAUGUAUUGUUGACUGAUUUUGCUGCAUUGCAAAUUCAGGAUGCUUUGCUUAGAACAUCAUGAAAUGUAAUUAAAGUCUGCUUGGGAAAAAUCA
Python bivittatus (Burmese python) is the source of this 1334-nucleotide messenger RNA. RefSeq names its product programmed cell death 5 (gene PDCD5). The record is from RefSeq and is a predicted model, not a curated record. Gene Ontology annotation, molecular function: DNA binding. Gene Ontology annotation, cellular component: nucleus; cytosol. NCBI's taxonomy places the organism in Eukaryota, Metazoa, Chordata, Lepidosauria, Squamata, Pythonidae.